AUGACCACCGGAAAGCUGCGCGGCAUGCACCCAAUGAUGGCGCGAUGCGUCGACAAACUCUCUGACUACCUUGACUCUAUCAUCGCCUCAAAGUCGCAGGGCGCUCUGAACAUCAAAGAGGUGAUGGUCGGCUUUGCCGUGGACGUCAUCGCUUCGACCUCCUUCGCCACCGACGUCAACAUCACCGACCGCAGCUCAUCAAACCCUUUCCUUUUCAACGCCAUUCGCCUGUUUGACUUUAAAGUGUGGCGAUUUGCCCUGCUCUUCCUCCUGCCUGAUGUCGUCAAUCGAGCCAUUGGCAACUCCAUCGGUCUCAGUGAUAAGCGAUUCAACUUUUUCCGCGACCUGGCGAGGGCCAUUAUCAAGCAGCGAAAGGAGGCCAAACUGGCUAACGGAGGGAAGAACAAGCAGCGUUCCGAUAUAGUUCAGCUGAUGAUUGACGCCUACGUUUACGAGGACAGUCUUCGGGAUACCAGCUACGCAAAGUUGACUGCUUCAGCGGAGAAUGAUGAUCACCAUGAAGCUGAACCACAAAAAAGCACUAACAAUUCAACUUCUUCCAAGAAAAGGUUGACCGAAAACGAGAUCAUUGCCCAAUGUAUUCUCGUCUUUGCGGCUGGCUUUGAAACGACGGCCACUACAACCAGCAACAUUCUCUACUUUCUCUCGCUAAACCCAGAGAUUCAGGACCGACUGGUGGAGGAGCUAAAUUCUAGCUUAAAGGGAGUUGAAGAGGACAGUGCUGAGUACUACGAGGUGGUCAUGAACCGAUCACCCUACCUGGAGGCGGUCAUCAAGGAGACCCUGAGAAUUUCACCUCCGGUCGGUCGACUGCAGCGGCGAGUAGGCGUGGAUGGCUACCAGCUGGGCGGCAUCACCCUCGACAAGAACAUUGAGGUAGACAUUAGCGUGCUGGCGGUGCACCGCGACCCGCGCUACUACCCCGAACCAGACCGCUUCAACCCGGACCGAUUUCUGCCAGAGAAUAAGCACCUCCUCACGCCGUACACCUUCCUCGUUUUUGGAGAUGGGCCAAGGAAUUGUAUGGGCAUGAGAUUCGCCUACCAGGAGAUCCGGCUCUGUCUGGCAAAGAUUGUUCGCCGAUUUGCCUUUGAGCGGACACCAGAGACAGUUGUGCCACUCAACUACGACAAGAUUGGCUUUCUCACCUGCAAGAAUAUUCCGCUCAAA
Rhagoletis zephyria (snowberry fruit fly) is the source of this 1191-nucleotide messenger RNA. Lineage: Eukaryota; Metazoa; Arthropoda; Insecta; Diptera; Tephritidae. The record is from RefSeq and is a predicted model, not a curated record.